Messenger RNA from Didymella exigua CBS 183.55, 2166 nucleotides. Its product is annotated as actin-like ATPase domain-containing protein. Bases 33 to 1943 code for a protein of 636 amino acids. The record is from RefSeq and is a predicted model, not a curated record. The transcript has 3 exons. Lineage: Eukaryota; Fungi; Ascomycota; Dothideomycetes; Pleosporales; Didymellaceae.
CGCGCCGAAAGUCACACACCCAUUGGCCCAAGAUGCCACCCUUCAAAGAUGAUCAGAUCAUAGUCAUCGCGCCGGGCUCAGAGACAACUCUGGCUCAGCUUGGCUUACCGGAGUCGUUCACCCCCGCACGUGUUCGUCUAAGAUCGCGCAUGUUUCCCGCGGAGAAAGAAGGAGAAUUUGAGCCUUACAAGAUAAGGAGGAAACAAGACAAGCCUGGCGCGAACGGCGAGGCACAAGGAGAAGCAAAACCCGCUGCAGAAGGUGAAGACGAGAUCAUAUGGGAGGAAGAUCGAGUUUCUGAGGAGGGUGCAAUAUGGCCCAUUCAAGACGGAAAGAUCACAGACUGGCCGUGUUUCUUCGCUCUCAUCUCCCACGUCUACAAUGCCCUCAAUCCGCCCUUCCACACCACGAUUCUCCUCGUUACACAACCCUCGUGGACUCCUCGAGAGCACGAGAAGCUCGCACAAUUCUUCUUCGAGAAGUUCAAGACACCCGCGUUUGGUCUUAUAGACGCAGCGCUUGCGACAACAUGGGCCUAUGGAGUACACACUGCAACGAUUGUGGAUGUUGGAAAGGGAAAGACGGAUGUUACGGCUGUCAGCGAGUUCAUUCCACACCUACAAGGCCGCAUCGUGUCCCUGUCAGGCAGUGGCGGUGAGGCCUUCACUGAGGCGCUACACGACAAGCUAAAGUCGAAAGGCUUCAACAGAGACAUGUGUGAGCAACUGAAGAAGUCCCCCAUCUGCGAAAUCUUGCCAGACGGGAUACCACUUCCAGGAAGUGGAAAGACAGAAGGAGACGUGAUUACAAACCCAGCAUCGGCAGCAUCUACGGGUGCCAUCGGUUCUGGACCUGCAGCUGCUGCUACAAUUGGCAAUGCGCCACGAGGCCCUGGGCCAGAUACGGAAGUUGGCGAGGAAGACGGGCCGGAGAACGAAGGCGUCCUUGAUGUCGCCAGCAUCGUUGCUGGCGGCAAGAUGAACGAAUAUCUCGCCAAGAAGGAGAAGGAGAAGCAAGACAAAUCGAACGCAAAGAAAAAGGGCGCACCGGUGCCCGAGGCCAAUAGGCCUGUGAGGCUACCGAACUUCAAGCGAGAGAAGGCGACCUUCCUGUACGAGGAUCACGCUCUCCUAGACGCGCUGAAGAACACAAACCUGGACACGCAAGGCAUGGCAGACGCAAAGGCUGCAUUGGACGAGGGCCCAAGCAAGAAGGCGCAAGAAGGUGAGCACGGAGACGGAGCUGAAGCCAACGGCGCCGGCGAAGUUACUUCUGCAACAUCACGAGGUGCCAUCAGACGAGAGAUGGAGGUCGGCACAGAACGGUUCUUGGCAGGCAGCAAUGGUACGAUGGAGAAGAUUGCAGACGCAAUCCACCGCGCCAUUUCUUCAGUCGAUGAAGUCAACAAGCGCAGUGAGCUUUGGGACUCGCUGAUCAUUUGCGGUAACGGAUCCAGGCUAAGAGGCUUCAAGGAGGCGCUUCUCCAAACACUGAACUCGAAAUACCUCAUCUCGCCUUCAUCAGCCACGAUCUUCACUUCAGAGAUCCCUUCGAACAUGUCCACACCCGCUGGCACAGGUGCCAAUACGCCCCAACCGCAGCUAGGCCCUCACGGUAGCUCAGGAGUCAACCCUCUGUUGUUUGCAGCCACGACUGCUCAAUCCCAGGGACUGAUGCCCCAUGGCGGCAACCCUCUGAUGUCCAGUCUGUCGCACAAUUCACACUCUUCUCACGGUCAGACGCCUACAUCAAUUAAGACGGUGAAGCCUCCAGAGUACUUCCCCGAGUGGAAGGAUGUUGGUUUUGAUGAGUCAGCGUUCCUUGGUGCACAGGUUGCAGCGAAGGUCAUCUUUGUCGUCGACCAGGGCCAGAGCAAGGGUUACAUGACCCGUCCUGACUACAACGAUCAGGGCCCUCAAGGUAUCCAUGACUACAGUCUGUGAAACUGAUCGGCAUCAUGUGGUUUUUGUGUCUCGCACAUUGAGUAGUUGAUCUUGUAUACGUAGAUUGGAGUUUGGAGGUCAUGAAUACCUAGCGUGGGAUCAAAAGGGAUCAUUAUGGCGCACGUUGCCGUCUUCCGAGAAAAGAGGAAUGUUACGAAUCAAGAGAAACAAAAAGCAUGUGCAGGUUGAGGGCGCAGCACAUUCUCAAUCAAGCUAUAACCAC